GGGGUAGGAGUCGGAAAAAGGGAGUGGGGUGUGAGAAUUCUGAGGGGAUCCAGGACAGGAGACCGGAGUUCCUCUCCUUGCCCACUCUUUGUGUAUUUGGUGUGAUUCCCCGAACCAGGCAGGGUCUCCUUCCUCUGCCCUUUUCAGGAGCUAACAUGGUGAUGGAAGAAGUGCUGCCCAUGGAAAGCAGGGAGCUCCGGGGGUUGCUGGGAGACCCUCUCGAGGUGGACAGGACUCUGCUGCUGGACUGCCGGCCCUUCCUGGCCUUCUGUCAGAGUCACGUCCUGGAGGCCCGGCCUGUGCACUGGAACGCCUUGUUGCGCAGGAGGUCCCGGGGGGCUGCCGGAGUUCAUCUGGACUGGCUGAUCCCCGACCGGACCUUGCUGGGCCGGCUGAGCCAGGGGGAGCUGUCCCGAGUGGUGGUGCUGGAUGAAGCCAGCGACUCUGUGGCCGAACUCCGGGCAGACAGUCUACCUCGGAUGCUGCUCACUGCCUUGCUACAGGAGACUCGAGCCGGACCCACUGCUGUCUGCUUCCUACAAGGAGGCUUCGAAGGCUUCCAGGCCAGUUUCCCAGAUCUGUGCUCAGAACCUCCUGCGCCAGCUUUACCCCCACCUGUGACUGAGACAGAGAGCAGUCGGCCAAGUACUGGGGCUCCUUUGUACGACCAGGGCGGCCCUGUGGAGAUCUUGCCCUUCCUCUACCUUGGCAGUUGCAGCCAUUCUUCUGACCUCAAGGGCCUUCAGGCUCUGGGCAUCACAGCUGUGCUCAAUGUUUCUGCCAACUGUCCAAACCACUUUGAAGGCCUUUUCCGUUACAAGAGUAUCCCUGUGGAGGACAACCAGAUGGUUGAAAUCAGUGUCUGGUUCCAGGAGGCUAUUGGCUUCAUUGACUCAGUGAAGAAUUCUGGGGGAAGAGUCCUGGUACACUGCCAAGCAGGCAUCUCACGCUCAGCCACCAUCUGCUUGGCAUACCUGAUGCAGAGCCGCAGGGUGAAAUUGGAGGAGGCCUUCGACUUUGUCAAACAGCGUCGUGGGAUCAUCUCCCCCAAUUUUGGUUUCAUGGGACAGCUUCUGCAGUUCGAAACCCAAGUGCUCUGCCACUAGGAGGGGAGGUGGCAUCGCCUAAUCCUGGCUCAUAUGUGGGAUCAGGCCUGUUGCUCUCCGUGAAAGGACUCUGCUCUGGCCCCGGCCAGUAAGGACUUUCCAGAUCAUUGGGAAAAGCCUCACCUGAGUGGUGGAGAGCAGGGCAAGCUGUGAGAACUGAUUCCCUCUCUCGGUGGGGGGUGGGGGGGUAACCCCCUCCCCACUUCUGGGUACCCUUUCUUUGGAAAGCUGUGAAUGGUACCAGUGGGAGGGGAAAGAACAUGAAGAAAGACAGCAUGCUGGGUGUCCUGAUUCGGUGCUCUUCUGCUCUGGGUGUGAGGUCAAACCCUCCCCAUGAAUGAGGGGAUAGGGGUGAACAGCAGCUCGUUUCCAUUCCCCCUCUCCCCUUCCUCAACAGGCAGAAAUUAAUUAGGCCCCACACACAUCUAUUUCUUCCUGCCUUUCUGGCCCCUGACCCUGGUUUUGGGGUCAAUUGCCAAAAUUCCUAGUCUAGCUCUACCACCACCACCCCAGAUAGUCCCCCGCCCCCAACCAUGAGAUUCACUACUGUUCUCCAACCUGGAUCUCCCACAAGCCCAAGGCACUGGGGCCCCUAACUCUGAAACCUGUGCUGUGAAACCCUGGCUGCCUGGGGGGUAGGGGCUGGGGUAGGGAGAAGGGCCUCCCCAUGAUCACAGGGCCUUGAGAAUGAGCCUAGCUCAUGACAAUUACAGAGGAUCCUGGGAGUGCUGGAUGACUCAGUGGACUAAUAUACUCUAUCACCAGCAUCUUCCUUCCGCAGGAAAGCAAUACAGCAUAUGUGUGUGUGUGUGUAUGUGUGUGUUGUACUGGAAAACUAUUUAUGUUCAACUGACAUUUACCACUCCCCCCUCUCCCCCCUCCCCCACUUCCCCCAAGCCCACAAGCCCUGUGGGCAGGCUUGGAAAAUUAGCACUUUAUAUUUAUA
Dromiciops gliroides (monito del monte) is the source of this 2052-nucleotide messenger RNA. It is a transcript of the gene DUSP2, whose product is annotated as dual specificity phosphatase 2. Gene Ontology annotation, molecular function: MAP kinase tyrosine/serine/threonine phosphatase activity; protein tyrosine/threonine phosphatase activity. The record is from RefSeq and is a predicted model, not a curated record. Gene Ontology annotation, biological process: endoderm formation; negative regulation of MAPK cascade; protein dephosphorylation. The coding region runs from base 156 to 1106 and encodes 316 amino acids. Gene Ontology annotation, cellular component: cytoplasm; nucleus. The transcript has 4 exons. Lineage: Eukaryota; Metazoa; Chordata; Mammalia; Microbiotheria; Microbiotheriidae.